GUAUCAAGUGCAAGAGAUUUCCUCUGUAGCAUGUCUAGUUAAAGAUGGAAAUUCUCACUGUGGACCAGCAGAUUCCACUUCUGUGAGUGGAUUUGUCCUGGAAUGCUGAGGACUUGUGUAUACACGUAGUUGGAACUUCAGGACCUCCAAGUCAACUAAUGCAAGACUCUGUGCUAAAAGAUUGAAUAUCAACAAUGCAAGGGAUAAUCCGAUCUGUGGAUGCCAUCCUGGAGCAAGUAUGACAUGAGUUGCGCUGGAAACAGAAGAUAGAGGGAGUGUAGGAGCUCGCCAUCUCCAAGCGAUCUACAUUGGGAAAAACAUGGAGUCCGCUCCGGCAGCCCCCGAUCCAGCAGCCAGCGAGCCGGGCAGCAGCGGCUCCGAGGCGGCCGCCGGCGCCAGGGACGCCCCGGUGAACCUGGAGCCCGCCCGGAAAGGCGAUGCGCCGGCUCCGGUCCGCAGGCAGAGCUACUCCAGCGGCGGCGGCAGAGGUAUUUCUGUAACAAAGAAGACUCAUACAUCUCAAAUUGAAAUUAUUCCAUGCAAGAUCUGUGGAGACAAAUCAUCAGGAAUCCAUUAUGGUGUCAUUACAUGUGAAGGCUGCAAGGGCUUUUUCAGAAGGAGUCAGCAAAGCAAUGCUACAUACUCCUGUCCUCGUCAGAAGAACUGUUUGAUUGACCGAACCAGUAGAAACCGCUGCCAACACUGUCGAUUACAGAAAUGCCUUGCUGUGGGGAUGUCUCGAGAUGCUGUGAAGUUUGGUCGAAUGUCAAAAAAGCAGAGGGACAGCCUGUAUGCAGAGGUGCAGAAACAUCGAAUGCAGCAGCAGCAGCGAGAUCAUCAGCAGCAGCCAGGAGAGGCAGAACCACUAACACCAACGUACAAUAUCACCACCAAUGGGUUAACAGAGCUACACGACGACCUCAGUAAUUACAUUGAUGGGCAUACCCCUGAAGGUAGCAAAGCAGACUCUGCAGUUAGCAGCUUCUACUUAGACAUACAACCUUCUCCAGAUCAGUCGGGUCUUGAUAUUAAUGGAAUCAAACCAGAACCAAUAUGUGACUACACACCAGCAUCGGGCUUCUUCCCUUAUUGUUCUUUUACAAAUGGGGAGACCUCUCCAACUGUGUCCAUGGCAGAAUUAGAACAUCUUGCACAGAAUAUUUCCAAGUCUCACAUGGAAACUUGCCAGUACUUGAGAGAGGAGCUACAGCAGAUAACAUGGCAGACUUUUCUGCAGGAAGAAAUUGAGAACUAUCAGAACAAGCAAAGGGAGGUAAUGUGGCAAUUAUGCGCAGUCAAAAUAACAGAAGCUAUACAGUAUGUAGUGGAAUUUGCCAAACGCAUUGAUGGCUUUAUGGAGCUGUGUCAAAAUGAUCAAAUUGUGCUUUUAAAAGCAGGGUCUUUAGAGGUUGUGUUCAUCAGAAUGUGCCGUGCCUUUGACUCCCAGAACAACACAGUCUACUUUGAUGGCAAGUAUGCUAGCCCAGAGGUUUUCAAGUCCUUAGGUUGUGAAGACUUCAUUAGUUUUGUGUUUGAAUUUGGAAAAAGUUUAUGUUCUAUGCACCUGACAGAAGAUGAGAUAGCUUUGUUUUCUGCAUUUGUUUUAAUGUCAGCAGAUCGUUCAUGGCUUCAGGAGAAGGUAAAAAUUGAAAAACUCCAACAGAAGAUCCAGCUAGCACUUCAGCAUGUCCUACAGAAGAACCACCGAGAAGAUGGAAUUCUAACAAAGUUAAUAUGCAAAGUGUCUACUUUAAGAGCACUGUGUGGACGACAUACAGAAAAGCUUAUCGCAUUUAAAGCAAUAUACCCAGACAUUGUACGACUUCAUUUUCCUCCACUUUACAAGGAGCUGUUCACUUCAGAAUUUGAGCCAGCAAUGCAAAUUGAUGGGUAAACGUAUCACCUAAGCACUUCUAGAAUGUCUGAAGUACAAACAUUAAAACAAAAGAAAGGAAAAGAUUAAAAAAACAAAAAAGAGAAAAAAAAAGUAAAGAAAACCAAGACACUUUAUAUGGCCCUGCACAGACCUAGGGAGCCAACACACUGCACAUCUCUUGGCGGUCCGGGUCAGGCGAAGGAUGGGAAACAAUGAAACAAAGUUGAACUUGUUUUUCUCAUGCAUAUGAUUUCCAUUUUGCCUACAAAUAUGGACCCUUUUUCUGUCUCAACUUCUCAAUCCUUGACCUCUGUUUACACAGACUGAGGGUACUAGUAUCAGAAGGUUGCUUUCUCUCGUAGUUCACUGCCCAGACUUCUGACAGAACAAUCAAUUUGUUGAUCAGAACCAGAGAGUCCACCUAGUAAUCAGCGACUGGUGUGCAUUGCAGAGAUUUAAGCAUCAGUUUGCACAACUUGCUCAUUGUUUCAUGAAGGACGAUUUUUUUCACCUACCACUGUUUGCCAGUAGACAGAACGGCAUGAAAAGGGUCCAUAGCAAUAGCAACAAUAGCAUUAUAAUAUAUUACAGGGUAAAUGGGCAUGAAGACUAUAUAUAGCAAAAGAGAUAUUGUUUAUAUAUUGUUUUAAUUAAUAUAAAAUGUAGUUACUGGUAUAGCUUUUCUUGUUGAAUUGAUAAGGCACUUUCAUUUUGCACCUUUUUCUUUAAAUUAAAUGCUAGCGUGUUCAUUGUUGUGUUGCAUGUGCACCAGAAAUUCAAGUUUAACUGAAAAAGGUUUUUGGCAGGUACUGGUACAUUGGGAGGUAUUUAUGCUGCUGUUUUCCGUGUUACUUUUAAGGAGAGGCUGGUCAUAUCCUGAAACGGUUACACAGAUUUAAAAAAAAAAAAAGGAAAAAAGGAAAUUUUCUAAAUUAAAAUCAGAUGUUCAACUGUUCAUUUAGCAAGUAUUUUUCAUUUCAAAUCUUUCAAAUCUGGAUGUUUAAAAUUACACACCUAGAUUCUGAUUUAGGCACAGCAAAAGCCUCAUUUUCAAAGGUGCUGAGUUUCUGUGAUCAAAUUAAGCAAUUACAGAUCACUUACAGAUAGAAUAACGUGUCAUCCUUGAAAAUCAAGCCAGUAAAGUGCACAUCUACCCACCAUAAAUCCAGAUUUGAAGGUAUUUACUCAAGUCUGUAUCUGCAGUAAAAGUAUGUGUGUGACAUGUAUGUGGAAAGCCAAUUUUUAUACAUAAUGUUACAUACUUUUGUACUCUGUAUUGUAAACAAUGCAUUCAAAACUCCAAACUCUAUCCUAUCAAAAUUCAUAGGUUUAAUUUUGUUUUAAGUGAGAUUAGAACCCAUGUUCUUCAAACAUCCAGCAGUUCUAUUUAAAGUAGUUGAAUGGAGUGCUGACCAUUGCUCUCAUUAUUUACAUACAUGCACUUUAAAGUUUAACAGAUGAGGAAAGACUAAUAGAAAGUACCAACUGUCUCUGAGUAAAUUUAGCAGGAUUAGAAAUUAAACCAAGUUCUGAAGGGAACAGAUCCACAGUGAACAAUAUCACAAAAUAAACUGUGACUGUUUGAGCCAGAGGUCUGUAAUUGCUUUGGAUGAGAUGAGGAAAUACAACCAGGAGGCUUGUAGGCCUGUGUGCCUGUAACUUUCUGAUGAAAUAUGUUGCAAGGGGAAAAAAAAAAAAAAAAAAGAAUGUGCUCCACUGCUUUAAUUUCCAAAAAUAAUAAA
Tympanuchus pallidicinctus (lesser prairie-chicken) is the source of this 3618-nucleotide messenger RNA. It is a transcript of the gene RORA, whose product is annotated as RAR related orphan receptor A. The transcript has 13 exons. Lineage: Eukaryota; Metazoa; Chordata; Aves; Galliformes; Phasianidae. The coding region runs from base 320 to 1894 and encodes 524 amino acids. The record is from RefSeq and is a predicted model, not a curated record. Gene Ontology annotation, biological process: negative regulation of inflammatory response; regulation of transcription by RNA polymerase II. Gene Ontology annotation, molecular function: RNA polymerase II cis-regulatory region sequence-specific DNA binding; zinc ion binding; nuclear receptor activity. Gene Ontology annotation, cellular component: nucleus.